AUGGCCCAUGGAGACCGACCACGACCGCCUGCAGCGAACGAAGCCAAAGCCUUUGCGCAAAGAUUGUGCAGCGCUGUCCAGGCAAAUAAAGUGAAGGUUGUGAAGGAUCAGGUGGACGAGAAACUGUCUGAAUUCGGGCCGGACUACAAGCUGCCUGAAGACCACGUAGAGAACGCCUUAAAUCUAGCCUGUGAUCAAGGCCACCACCAAGUUGCGCAAAUUCUGGUCGAGCACGGAGCAAGACUUGAUACUGAAGAUGAAGACGGAAAUACACCUCUCCACAGAGCAGCCAAAGAGGGACGUUGGACAAUUGCUGAGCUCCUUAUCAACACUAUGAAGCAGCGAAGCCAAGGUGACGACAAGCUUGUGAAAGAAUAUGUAACAAGAAGCAAUGCGAAGGGGGAAACUGCGUUUCACGUCUUUGCCCAAAGCACUAAGAAGCGAUUUGCGAAGUCUUCUGUACCAGCCAUCGUGUCGACCUUCGUUGAUGCGGGUGUGGAUGCAGAAGCCCGAGACGAAAAGGGCUGUACGGCAGCACAUUAUGCGUGCGAGUAUGGAUCAGUCGCCUUCCUUGAGAAGCUCUAUAGCAUCAAAAAGGCGUCUCAGCAGGAUGCCGGGUGGAUGGGCAUUCAGACCUUUGCGGAAGGAAACCGGGGCGGGAAGGCAACAUGUCUCCACGUCGCUGCAAGAAACGCACAAACCGAAGUGGUACGAUGGCUACUUUCCCGCAUGCACAAGGCUGAUUUGGCGAUCAAGAACGCACGAGGAUGGACUGCUCGGCGUGUUGCCAGCAAGCUGCCUGUCGCCCGAAAGCGAUUUGAGGUGAUGUUUGAAUUUCUUAGUCAGGAAUAUUAUUGGGUCGAGUUGAGCGAGCUGCUUCUCUGGAACACCGAGAAGCUGAAAGAUCACCAAGAACGGUACUGUUUCCGCGUAAACAAUCGCGCAGGACCGAGUUUCCUCCUGUACAAGUUGGUAAAGGAAGAAACCAUAGGACCACAAGUAGUCGAUCUAUUCCUCCAGGGUUUCUUCGACGAUAGUCAGAAUGAUAUUCUGAGGACAAGGCAGCCAUGCUGUGUCUGGGAGAUGAUAGAUAGGCCGGGUUUGGACCAAUCAACGAUACCAGAAGCGUCUCGCGAUGAGUAUCUAGCUAUCGUGAUGCCAGUCUUCCUCGUCCAGGAAUGGUCGCAUCUUCAGAGAUGGAGGAAGGAACCGGACGGAGGCCUUCGUCACAACACUUUUAGCCGACACCCUGCGCGGAGAACCGAUCGGAAACGACCGCGUCCCAUGGCAAAUUCCGAACAUGAUCCAGAGGACUUCGAUAUCUACAUGCCGCUUACCUUGGAUGAGUACUGCAACCAAAAGCUGCCUCAGGAAAGCCUUGAUGAGCGCAACUCCCUGCAGGUACUUCAUUGGACAACCGCCCUAAAUCAAAAUGAACACUGGACGCGUUUGGAAGAUACACGCAUCGGGAAACCAGAAGAUAAGGCACUACUGCUGAUGGUUGGUCAAGCCUGGAUCUGGAAUAUUGGCAGCACGCUCAUUACCUCGACGGUUUCAUUUGACAAGAAGCACUUUGGGGACAAAAACUCUCUCAAUGUACCAAAAUAUGCGAAGGAUGAAAACGUGAAUAUCCAUCCUACCAGUUCAAAUGGCGACAACUCAAAGAGGUACAGGAGUAUUGGCAUUAUUUUGUCCAACCUCAUUGCCUCAUUUGGUCACAAACCAGAUAAUAGACAAGGGUGGACAUUACCUCUUGCGGUAUAUGAGCAGGCUAUCACACUCGUCUCGAAGCGCGUAAACGAUUAUGCAAGGAGAACCGGGGUUGGAACAAUCAGCAUACCACAAGAAAGGACGUACCUUCUAUUGAUUGAUGACGUCCAGGAAGAGCUGAACAUGAUUGGGCGUGUUUUGAAUCAGCAAGAAAGGGUGUUUGACGAUUUCGUCAGUCAUGCAUGUCCAUCGCAGUUUUGGGACCCUGUGAAUGAACGAGCCAAAAUGCCGCGCGAUUACCAUACUAAGUUUCGCUCUGAGGAGCGGGAUGAGUGGGAUGAGUGGAGCACGAUUCUACAGGCCAAACCACAGAUUGCGAUGUUCCGUCGUCGGAUUCUCGAACUUAACGAGGAUGCUGAGCGAGUCAAGCAGUCCAUAACGGCACAGUUGGAUUUGAAGCUAAAAGGGGCCAGUAUCAGAGAGUCUCAUGCGACUGCACUCAUGAGCACUGCAGUAUUUGGGUUCUCAGUGGUCACGAUAAUUUUCGCCCCAUUGUCGUUCGUGACUGCGCUCUUCGCCCUUCCAAUCGACCAGCUCCAGAAAAACCAGGCGGACAAUCCAUAUUCGACCUUCAGCAAGAUGUACACCACGAGCUACGUUGGUAAAUAA
Zasmidium cellare ATCC 36951 is the source of this 2379-nucleotide messenger RNA. RefSeq lists its product as uncharacterized. The transcript is spliced from 4 exons. NCBI's taxonomy places the organism in Eukaryota, Fungi, Ascomycota, Dothideomycetes, Mycosphaerellales, Mycosphaerellaceae. The record is from RefSeq and is a predicted model, not a curated record. The coding region runs from base 1 to 2379 and encodes 792 amino acids. Gene Ontology annotation, molecular function: protein binding.